This is a messenger RNA of Symbiodinium sp. CCMP2592, 21213 nucleotides long. NCBI's taxonomy places the organism in Eukaryota, Dinophyceae, Suessiales, Symbiodiniaceae. The record is from the annotation of a GenBank genome assembly.
AUGAAUCGUGCUUUGAGUGAUGGUGCUUCUUUGUUGGGAAAAGAAGUGAAUGGGAAAGAAAAGAGCUGCUUCGGCAGCUGGGGCAAAGCGUCUGGCAAUGUCCGAGAUGCGCAACCGUGGGUGGCUCAGCGUCUGCAAAUGCUGAGCGCUUUCAUCGUUCGAGCACGCGAUUUUCAGCUUCAGCUGUUCCAGAAGGAUUUGGAUUUCUUGGCCCACCGCGGUGUGCCAAUUUCCAUGGUGUGGUGCGCUGUUGGGACCUGGGGGCUCCGACCAGGGACUUCGGAGAUUGAGAGCUCCGAUGGCACGUGUGUGGGCGGCAACCUGCUUGCUGCUGCAACCUCUUGGUCCUCGGGGAUGGAUCACGGGAUUGCUGGGGAUGAAUGCCCUGCUCAGGGGCCACCUUUGGCGAAUGAGCCUUGUGCGUAUGCUCCUGACAUGCAGGCAAGUGCGACAUUUGGGCUUCACAUGAUUGAGGACACCUUCUCUGAGGAGUUUCUUUACUACGUGCCGCAGGCAAGUGCAGCAUUUGGGCUCCACUUGAUUGAGGACACUCUCUCGGAGGAAAUUCUUUACUACGCGCCGCAGCAGCAGCUUCUCUCCGCAGCGCCUGGUCUGGACCUUGGGGCUGGGCCAUGUGGGACGUCGACUUGCGCUGCUGAGAACUCUGUGUGUGACAAUCAAGAAAUCAAUAAGACCCGUGAAAGGGCAAAGAGCCUUAGAGGCCUAGCUAGGAAUGAUUGUGAGUGUCAAGAAAUCAACAAGACCCGCGAAAGGGCAAAGAGCCUGAGUGGCCUAUCUAGUGUUUCUUGUGAUGGUGAGUGCGAGCUUGACUGUAGCAAGAAGAGCCUUUACGGCCGUGUUCUUAAAGUCUUGUGGGGGCUCUGCACUACCAAGACCCGCGAAAGGGCAAAGAUCGAGACUGCUGCUGGGCUACUGGUGCCAGCUACUUGUGCUAAAGGUAGACCUGGCUCCUCGGAGCCCCCCUGUUCUUCCUCCUCGCAGUGCUGCUGCCAUGGCCUGGGCUCGCUGGCGGCCGGCGACGGUGGCGGCCAGUUCUACAUCGCGCAGGGCAAGGACGAUGGUGCGGUGGCCGAUGUUCCACAGGUUGCUGACUUGCAGGGUUCGGAUCAGGUGCCUGCGACGCGCCUAGCAGGACCGUUGAAAACUCAGAGUGAUCUUGACGAUGCGCAGUUGCAGGGGCACAAUCUGCGAGUGCACCUUUUCCUCCGAGGAUGCCACGACGUGAUUGCCUCUGCCCGUGCAAGCACUCUAAUGACUCAGGACCAGGACUCUGCUGCUGCCUCGCGCUCCUGCCUGCCUGAGGGCUGUUCGGGUCCCACCGGCCUGCGGUUUGGAGGCGGCAACCCGUUUGAGGGCAUGAUGGCCAGCAUCACGGAACAGCUUAUGCCCAUGAUCACUGCGCUCAUUCAGAAAGCUGUGCAGGAAGCCAUUGCAAAUGCAAUGGGAGGUGCCCCGGCAACCCCUCCCCGUGUUGUGCUGCAGGAGCCGAACCUGGAGCGGGGGCCCAAACGCCACAAGCCUGACCUUACCCCCAGCAACAAGCGAAAAAACCACGAUUCGAGUCGCCAUCCCACUUAUCGUGAGCCGGGCGAGGGCAAAGCAUCUGGUGGCAGAGGUGGUCAGCCUGUUGCUGCAAAGGGAUCGGCCAAGGGUGCUGCUAAAGGUAGUGCAGAGGUGUCCCCACCCAAGUCUGGAUCAAAGGGUAAAGGGCAGGGAGACCGGCCUCCUCGUGAUGCUGAGGGCUGGACCAAGGUUCAGCGUGCUCCCCCGCAGGGCCCCUUCCAGCUCCGAUCGCAGGAUUGGAGCGCGCAGCUUUUGUCGCAGGAUGGAAUUGCCAAAGCAUUGGACGACCUUAAACCGGGUUCUACUCUGGAAGCUGUCAUUCUUGUCGAGCCCUCGGCGCUGCCGAGAAUUCGGACCAUGCUUGCUGGCACCAGCAAAUCUCAUAAAAUCACCCUUGUAACCUUGGACGCGAAUGGUCCUCACAAGGUCCCGGGAAGUGUGGGUGAUCUCCUGCGGUUCCGACGAGCCUCGAUUGCACAUUGCAAAUCUGACCCUGCUGAUGGUGGUGUCCCUUGCUUUGCGGGGCACAAGGCCAAGGCCAUUAAAGUUGUUCCUGCGUCCACUUCGGUUGUCUACUUUAAGGUGCCUGAGAUGUACAUGUUGCCUGAUAAAUUCAAGCAUUGGAAGAACAACCCGAGUCGUGCUGCUUCUUCUUGGGCUAGUUCUCACCAAAUCACUUUGAGUGACACGUGGGGUUGGAUCGAGGAGCAGCAGGCUGGUAAGCAAGGCCUGCAACUGUUUGGCAUUGCUCGCCUCCUGGACACCGAGUUGUCUUCUCUCGUUGCUGUCAGUGGCCGGGAUGGAGUUUUUGUUGAUGUGCCGCGCGGCAAGCUUGUCUCCACUGUGCAGUGGCUUGCUGCUACCAAGGGCGAAGCUCCGAUUGCGUAUCUUGAACGCGGCCUCCGCAUGAGUGCUCCUUACGGUCUCGCCACCCAGGGCGGACGCAUUGGUGCCAGAUCGCCUAGAGAUCCUUCCCAGGCUGUCCCGCGUGUCUGGAAUUUUCCUCAUGUGCCGGCCAGCUGGGGACAGAAGGAAGUGCUGCAGGUGUUGGACCAAUCCUUCAAGGAUGUGGCGUUGAUUCAGCAUAAGCGCACGGGUGCUGAGUACUUGUAUCGCUUCAGAGCCACGCUUAAGCACGGCGAUCAUGACUUGGUUCCUUUGAGUGCCAUCGUCGAGAGCGAGCCGGGAAAGGACAAUGAAAUCACGCUGUGGGCUACGGUUGCGCCUUACAAGCCUAAGCAUGCUAAGCAGCGACCUUUGCGCUGUGCGCCGACUCCCUGCCUUGCCAAGGAGAAGCCUGCGCUGGAGCCCCAGCCCGUUCGACUUCAGGUUCCCGCCGAGCUCGAUGCUGAAGGUAAGGAGGUGUCCCCUGCCAAGCAUGUUGCUGCUUCGCAUCGUCAAAUCCCCUCGGGGUGUGAUCUCAUUGAGACUCCGAAAGACGGAGCAUGUCUCUUUCAUGCGAUUGCGCGUGGUCUCAACUGGCUUUCGGGCCCUAAGAAGGCCGAGCAUUCCCACAGAGACCUGAGGGCGCGUUGCGUAGAGCAUUUACGUAAGCACGCUUCGCAGUAUAUUGGUGAGUGGGACGGCCAUGGGCCGGAGUUACAAAAAUUGCGUGAAAAAGCUGAAUCACCGGAGGCGGGCUUUGAGGAAUACCUCAAGUUACUCGCUUCUGAGUCUGCAUACGCCUCUACCAUCGAAAUAAAAGCCCUCGGCCGCUUGUUUGACUGUCGCAUACUGGUCAUCCCUCGUGAUGGCAAUUUUAGUGCGAUGACUUUUCAUGCGCAGCAGCGCAAGAGGACACUGGUGUUGUGGUAUACGCCUAAACAUAUUGAGCUUCUUUUGCCUGCUAAGGACUCUCGAGAGUACCCCGAGGAGAUUUUCGCUGUUACGAGCGGUGCUGUCGUGGACCUGCGUGCCGGAGGUGAUGAUGCCUCCCAGUGCUCGGGUACGGUUUGGACAGGUAGCGCCCGAUCCAACCGGUCCAAGGCCAGUCGAACCUCCUCUGUGAAGGCGGGUACUGUGUGGACUGCUGUCAACACAUCGAGCAAAAAGGCCGUUUCACAAUCCCGGCGUGAUGCUUCAGUUCCGAUUUCGCAAAGGGAUGAUUGCAUUGCUGGCCAUCGGUCCGGUCCAAGUUGUCUCAAGCGCGCUCGCGGUGCUGCCGUGACGGUAUGGUCCCGAGCCGUCUCUUCAGACGCUUCCGUGCAUUCUCAAAUGCCUGCCUUGCCGGAGUGGGACGAUGAUGAUGCCCCGCGCCCUGAGCGUUUGCAUCAUGCCAACCGGGCCCUGCCUCAGUCUGCCCUCGUUAUGGCCCGUCGAAACCGCGGCCGAGCUUUCCCUGAUGGAGUUGCUAAAUGCAGGCUUUGUCCCUUCCGCCGCAAGUGUGCUGAUCCUGUGAAGGCUUAUGCGGCCUAUCAGCGGCAUUUCUUGGAUUCGCAUCCGGGGGAGAAGCUUGGACUCGCUCCUGCAUGCAAGGCUUCCUGUGUUCGUAACCUCGCUGAUGGCGAGGAGGCGCACUGGAGAUGCAAACGGUGCCAGGCAGGCAUCUCGACUGCUGAUGCGGCCCGCUUUGGCAAGGACUCCCUGUGGCGAUUUCGCCGGGAGCAUAAAACAAAGGCCCACCCGCGCGUCUCUUGGGCUGUGUGGAACAAGGAAGCGAAAUCACACUCGGCUACCAAAUGGGCCUCAAAGAUCAGUGUCACUCGUAACAAUGCCCAGAAGGCUAAGCUCCUGCCGGUGCUGCGCGAGCUUGAGGCUCAGGAUUUUGAUGCCUUCGGGUGGCCGCGCCAGGCCGGGAAGGACACCAAUACUGUUGAUAAGUAUCCCUUGCGCAUAUGCCCGGCUUGGGUGUGCCGCAAAUGCCGAGCGCCGUGCUCCUCUGCAGAGAUUGCUCGGAAGCAUCGUUCGGUCAAGGGACAGUGCCCUUCUCGCACUGCUAAGGCGAGGGCGUGGAUUCGGUUGCGCUCCCUUGCUGCAAAUAAAAAGAUCCAUGAUGCCGCUCCUGCCUCUGUUCGCAAAGAGCAAGGCGAGCUCGCUUUCGCUGCUGCUGAAAAGGUCAAUGUUCCUGAAACGGCUGGCAUCGGCUAUUGCAACCAGUGGAAAGCGCAUGGCAGACAUGUUGCUCUGAGCGCUCCCGAGGAUCUCGGCAGCCGCGUUGCUUUGGUCAGCGAUUUUCCUUUUCGGCACGUUCAGUUAUGCAAGGGUCCUGCUUCCACCAGGCAUGUGGCGGGGCUCUUUAAUUUGCGAUCUCUCCCUGCCGAUGAUUCUUCGCUUCCUGCGAGCUCCCGGAGUGCCACUGAUGAAACCAUCCUGGUUGUGGCCUUUUAUGGUCAGGCUGGCAAUGAGCCAGUUGCCCAGACACAAGUGGAUGAAGUCUUGGCGUGUGCGGUGACCUCGGGUUAUAGAUUUGUGGUUUUAGGCGACUACAACCUCGAGCCUUCCCAGGGCCGCUUAGGGUCGCUAAUUGCUCAAGGCACCUUUCUUGCUGGUGAUGAGUGUGCACGUGGCCGGCCUCUUCCUGCCACGGGCCCGGUCAAUGCCCAGGGAGUGCGCUCUCGUCGCAUUGAUUUCGCUGUUAAUCACCGUGACCUGCCAGCGGUUUCAGUGGAUCACUUUCAGUGCGAUUGGUCGGACCAUUUGGGUGUGCACUACUCGUAUGCCCUUGCUGCCCCUCGCCCCUUGGUUGGGCCCAGGAGAUGCAAGCCUCGCGACGAUCUCCUGCCUUCUGACUUGGAGACCAGAUGUGCUCAAAUCGAUGCAGGACCGUUUGCGCUUGCUUUGGAACAUAAUGAUUUGGACGGUGCUUGGCGCUUCUUGUCGGACACUGCCGAGGCCCUUCUGUGUGAGCCGUGCUCUGCAGAGUGCGUCCCUCGUGCGUCUUCGUGGGAGCCUGUUACCUCCAGUGCUGCGGGACGGUCGGGCAAGCAGCCUGUGAAGUCGGAAAGCCUGCGCCUCUUGCUGCGACUCCGUGCGAGGCUUCAGGUUCUUUCUCACCGGACGAACGAUGCUUCGCUGGUGGCGCGAAUCAGGCGCUCACUCCGGUCCACGCGCUUGAAGGUGCCAAGCCUGCCUUAUGCCCGUGAUGGAGAUGAGCUCUCUCUUCUUCCACAUGUUGAACAGCUCAUCGAGACUUUCACGCAGCAGGAGGAGGAUGCUAGAAAGCAAAUGUGGCGCACCAGGACGCGUGCUGACCUGCCUCGUGCCCGGUCUUUUGUCAAGCGGCGCGCUGACGAGCAACUUGCUUGGGAGCGUCAGCUUCCGGAUGUUGCCAGUCCGGGCGACCCUGCACAUCCGGCGGUAGCGGUCGCAGCUGUGGCGAAGGAUCUGCGUGCGAAGCUCUGUCCCGCGUCCUUUCGGGCGGUUGACAUGCAAGCCAUGCGUGAUCUGUUGCGGCCCUUGCCGCGCCCUGCUGGCUUGGAGGUUGUGCCUAACAUCACGCCUGAGGCUCUUCGACGGUCAAUGCAGUCCAUGCGGCACCGUGCUGCCGGACCGGAUGCGUGGAAACCUGGACUGCUAUGCUCCAUGCCUGAUCUUUGGUGGGUGUGGACCUCCCAGCUGUGGAAUCGGUGCCUCGCUUGUUGUGAUGUCCCAGCCCAGUGGGCGCAAGCACGUGUGGUGAUGAUUAAGAAACUCAAAGGAGGCUUCAGGCCGUUAACCAUUUCUCAAGCUGUCUGGCGUGCGGGAGCAAGGAUUUUGAAUGCCCAACUCUCCGACUGGAUAGGUUCGUGGAGGUCCCCGUCGGAUGCCGGCGGCAUCCCGGGCACGUCGGUGUCGGGUGCCCUGCUUCAGCUGAAUGCUGCAAUGCGCGGUGGCGCCAGUGUUGCGGUUCAACAGGACAUUGCGGGGUUCUUUGAUGCUAUCCAGUUUGAAGCCCUUGAGGUCCUCCUUUCUCAUCUGAAAGCGCCGCCUUUUCUUUGGCCGCUGCUGAAGGCCUUUUACACGCGAGCUUCGCGCAUCGUCCAAUUUGAUGGCGCAUACAGCGAUGCCUGGUUUAAGCCCCGCUUGGGUAUAGCUCAGGGUUGUCCCUUAAGUCCCACCCUAGCUGCCGCAUUCAGCCACCUUUGGACCUUGGCUGUGUUGAGGCAAGGGGUUUCAGGCCUGGUCUAUUUGGACGACCGUUCCUUCUGGACUUUUUCUGCGGAUCUCAGCGACCUGGAGCAUGCGAUUCAGCGCUCCAACCGAUUCGAUGCCACUUGCGGUCUAGAAAUAUCCUUGCCAAAGUGUGCGAUCGUGGCGCCAGAGGGUCAUUUUGAGGCUCCUGCUCUGGCUGCCCGAUUAAACUAUCAGUACUCGCAAACCCUUGAAGUAUUAGGUGUCUCUGUUUCCUUUAAUGAUGAAUGGGGCUUGCUGAAAUUUUCCUUAAGAAAAGCUUUGCUGCGCAUGGACCUUUUGCGCUGGGUGACUGCUUGCAGUCGAUUGCGGGGCCUCAUGUUGAAAUCGCUUGUUUACCCGUGUUUGGUGUGGGCCGCUGCCUACGCUACGCCACUGGCAGGCGAGAUGAAACAAGUUAGAGAUGCUGCGAUUCGGGUAUUCGACUGUCAAUUUUCCUUUGAAGCCCCGCGCGUCCUGAUCUUCGAACAUGUGGGGUGGAUGCUGGAGCCGCAGUGUGCUGCUGACUCUGCUGUGCUCCGCGAGGCCUGGCGCCUUCUCUGCAAGCCUCCGGCUUUUGCCCUGGAGCAGCCGCGUGACGUCCGGGGCCAGCGCUGGGAUCAGCUGUUGCCUGCUGCGCCUGACCUUCUCCGCAGAUUGGGGUGGAGCGUCGUUGAACGCCCUGACGGCUUCUUUUUCGCCUGCCGUGAUGACUUGGGAAUCUCUCGUGAAGUGCAGGUCGGAUGGGAGAGCUUUGCUGAGGUAAAGGGCUGGCUGUUUGACCACUACCGGCAUCUUUACAUGCAGAGAUGCCAGCGUGUCUGGCGCAGCUUCCAUAGGCCGGACCCGAGCCUUGCACGAGGCCUGGAUCUUGAGCCUCCUUUGCGGGAUGCGCGCUUCAGCUUUCGUGGGCACCGUGUUGCCAUGCAUGAGGCGACCACUCCUUAUAUGCGACGGGCCGCUGCUGUCACGGGAGGCUCGUGCUGGUUCUUUACGGCCGGGCAGGGGUUGAACGAGCAGCACCGGCGCAUGCAAUGCCUCUGCGGCGCUACUGCUCCGUCGCGACCGCAUGUGACCUGGGUUUGCGAGUGCACCGAGGCGCUCCGACGGGACCAUCCCCCGCCGACGACGCGAGCGGAGGAGCGCAUGUUUGCAAAGUCGACUCCCUUGAAGCCUCCGGCGCCUGCCUCCUCUGACGGUGGAGCUUUUCGGGCGGACUUAGAUACUGCUUUCCGUGCUGCGCUCGGUUCGGGCCGGAGCAGGAUUUAUGUGGCUACUGAUGGCUCCAGCCAUCGAUCUGUCGGAGCUUUUGCCGUGGUGAUUGGUGAUCCGUCUUGUGCCUAUGCCAUGGGUACUGGGGCAGAGGACCAAUCCCCGUAUCGGCAAGAAGUGCUGGCCCUCCAUGCGGCAUUUGAGUCGAUCCACCGGGUGUGGAGUGAGGGCUGCGAGAAGUGCAUCUUUCUCUUGACUGACUGCAAAGCUGCCCUGACGGCCAUCUCGGGCCAUGGUGAUGAUCCCUUUACUUUGGGUCUCUUGCUGAGGGACGCGCGCCGUCUCUGGAAGGAGCUGGCGCCCUCGCCGGAUCAUGAUGCGGAUGUGCUCCGCGCCUUUAACCAUGCUGCAGAUCAGGCGGCUCGGGAUUGGGAGCUGACUACCAUCCGGCUUGCGGCAGCUGCUGCCGAGAAGCUGGACCAACAUGUGAAGAGUGACCUCGGACAGCAGCUGAGCGGUCUUCUCGAAGUCGCUCAGCCCCCAGAUCGCCGGAAAUUCUGGAGUUUUGUGGCUCAAGUGGGAAGGGACUCCUCGCGUCUUGAGCUGGUUAACCUGUACUUUCCCAGGUACAGGGCUGACACUUCCCACACGUGCCUUCGGGCCAUGGCUCCUUCUUCUGGAGGCCUUGAUUGUGGGUUCUACCUACACUUUCGGCGUUCUCUGAAGCGAAUGAAUCGUGCUUUGAGUGAUGGUGCUUCUUUGUUGGGAAAAGAAGUGAAUGGGAAAGAAAAGAGCUGCUUCGGUAGCUGGGGCAAAGCGUCUGGCAAUGUCCGAGAUGCGCAACCGUGGGUGGCUCAGCGUUUGCAAAUGCUGAGCGCUUUCAUUGUUCGAGCACGUGAUUUUCAGCUUCAGCUGUUCCAGAAGGAUUUGGAUUUCUUGGCUCAACGCGGUGUGCCAAUUUCCAUGGUGUGGUGCGCUGUUGGGACCUGGGGGCUCCGACCAGGGGCUUCGGAGAUUGAGAGCUCCGAUGGCACGUGUGUGGGCGGCAACCUGCUUGCUGCUGCAACCUCUUGGUCCUCGGGGAUGGAUCACGAGAUUGCUGGGGAUGAAUGCCCUGCUCAGGGGCCACCUUUGGCGAAUGAGCCUUGUGCGCAUGCUCCUGACAUGCAGGCAGGUGCAACAUUUGGGCACCACAUGAUUGAGGACAGUUUCUCUGAGGAGUUUCUUUACUACGCGCCGCAGGCAAGUGCAGCAUUUGGGCUCCACUUGAUUGAGGACACUUUCUCUGAGGAGUUUCUUUACUACGCGCCGCAGCAGCAGCUUCUUUCCUCAGCGCCUGGUCUGGACCUUGGUGCUGGGCCAUGUGGGACGUCGACUUGCGCUGCUGAGAACCCUGUGUGUGACAACCAAGAAAUCAAUAAGACCCGUGAAAGGGCAAAGAGCCUUAGAGGCCUAGCUAGUACCGAUUGUGAGUGUCAAGAAAUCAACAAGACCCGCGAAAGGGCAAAGAGCCUGUGUGGCCUAACUAGUGUUUCUUGUGAUGGUGAGUGCGAGCUUGACUGUAGCAAGAAGAGCCUUUACGGCCGUGUUCUUAAAGUCUUGUGGGGGCUCUGCACUACCAAGACCCGCGAAAGGGCAAAGAUCGAGACUGAGGCUGGGCUACUGGUGCCAGCUACUUGUGCUAGAGGUAGACCUGGCUCCUCGGAGCCCCCCUGUUCUUCCUCCUCGCAGUGCUGCUGCCAUGGCCUGGGCUCGCUGGCGGCCGGCGACGGUGGCGGCCAGUUCUACAUCGCGCAGGGCAAGGACGAUGGGGCGGUGGCUGAUGUUCCACAGGUUGCUGACUUGCAGGGUUCGGAUCAGGUGCCUGCGACGCGCCUAGCAGGACCGUUGAAAACUCAGAGUGAUCUUGACGGUGCGCAGUUGCAGGGGGGUCAGUGGGUCAAGGUAGGCCGAAAGGUAUGCUCCGAUGGCUUGAUGCAUAACAGCGUUUGUGGCCGACCGCAAGGCACAAUCUGCGAGUGCACCUGUUCCUCCGAGGAUACCAGCGACGUGAUUGCCUCUGCCCGUGCAAGCACUCUAAUGACUCAGGACCAGGACUCUGCUGCUGCCUCGCGCUCCUGCCUGGCUGAGGGCUGUUCGGGUCCCCGCCUGCGGUUUGGAGGCGGCAACCCGUUUGAGGGCAUGAUGGCCAGCAUCACGGAACAGCUCAUGCCCAUGAUCACUGCGCUCAUUCAGAAAGCUGUGCAGGAAGCCAUUGCAAAUGCAAUGGGAGGUGCCCCGGCAACCCCUCCCCGUGUUGUGCUGCAGGAGCCGAACCUGGAGCGGGGGCCCAAACGCCACAAGCCUGACCCUACCCCCAGCAACAAGCGAAAAAACCACGAUUCGAGUCGCCAUCCCACUUAUCGUGAGCCGGGCGAGGGCAAAGCAUCUGGUGGCAGAGGUGGUCAGCCUGUUGCUGCAAAGGGCCAGGGAGACCGGCCUCCCAGUGAUGCUGAGGGCUGGACCAAGGUUCAGCGUGCUCCCCCGCAGGGCCCCUUCCAGCUCCGAUCGCAGGAUUGGAGCGCGCAGCUUUUGUCGCAGGAUGGAAUUGCCAAAGCAUUGGACGACCUUAAACCGGGUUCUACUCUGGAAGCUGUCAUUCUUGUUGAGCCCUCGGCGCUGCCGAGAAUUCGGACCAUGCUUGCUGGCACCAGCAAAUCUCAUAAAAUCACCCUUGUAACCUUGGACGCGAAUGGUCCUCACAAGGUCCCGGGAAGUGUGGGUGAUCUCCUGCGGUUCCGACGAGCCUCGAUUGCACAUUGCAAAUCUGACCCUGCUGAUGGUGGCGUCCCUUGCUUUGCGGGGCACAAGGCCAAGGCCAUUAAAGUUGUUCCUGCGUCCACUUCGGUUGUCUACUUUAAGGUGCCUGAGAUGUACAUGUUGCCUGAUAAAUUCAAGCAUUGGAAGAACAACCCGAGUCGUGCUGCUUCUUCUUGGGCUAGUUCUCACCAAAUCACUUUGAGUGACACGUGGGGUUGGAUCGAGGAGCAGCAGGCUGGUAAGCAAGGCCUGCAACUGUUUGGCAUUGCUCGCCUCCUGGACACCGAGUUGUCUUCUCUCGUUGCUGUCAGUGGCCGGGAUGGAGUUUUUGUUGAUGUGCCGCGCGGCAAGCUUGUCUCCACUGUGCAGUGGCUUGCUGCUACCAAGGGCGAAGCUCCGAUUGCGGCGGACGCAUUGCAGGCUGUCCCGCGUGUCUGGAAUUUUCCUCAUGUGCCGGCCAGCUGGGGACAGAAGGAAGUGCUGCAGGUGUUGGACCAAUCCUUCAAGGAUGUGGCUUUGAUUCAGCAUAAGCGCACGGGUGCUGAGUACUUGUAUCGCUUCAGAGCCACGCUUAAGCACGGCGAUCAUGACUUGGUUCCUUUGAGUGCCAUCGUCGAGAGCGAGCCGGGAAAGGACAAUGAAAUCACGCUGUGGGCUACGGUUGCGCCUUACAAGCCUAAGCAUGCUAAGCAGCGACCUUUGCGCUGUGCGCCGACUCCCUGCCUUGCCAAGGAGAAGCCUGCGCUGGAGCCCCAGCCCGUUCGACUUCAGGUUCCCGCCGAGCUCGAUGCUGAAGGUAAGGAGGUGUCCCCUGCCAAGCAUGUUGCUGCUUCGCAUCGUCAAAUCCCCUCGGGGUGUGAUCUCAUUGAGACUCCGAAAGACGGAGCAUGUCUCUUUCAUGCGAUUGCGCGUGGUCUCAACUGGCUUUCGGGCCCUAAGAAGGCCGAGCAUUCCCACAGAGACCUGAGGGCGCGGUGCGUAGAGCAUUUACGUAAGCACGCUUCGCAGUAUAUUGGUGAGUGGGACGGCCAUGGGCCGGAGUUACAAAAAUUGCGCGAAAAAGCUGAAUCACCGGAGGCGGGCUUUGAGGAAUACCUCAAGUUACUCGCUUCUGAGUCUGCAUACGCCUCUACCAUCGAAAUAAAAGCCCUCGGCCGCUUGUUUGACUGUCGCAUCUUGGUCAUCCCUCGUGAUGGCAAUUUUAGUGCGAUGACUUUUCAUGCGCAGCAGCGCAAGAGGACACUGGUGUUGUGGUAUACGCCUAAACAUAUUGAGCUUCUUUUGCCGGCUAAGGACUCUCGAGAGUACCCCGAGGAGAUUUUCGCUGUUACGAGCGGUGCUGUCGUGGACCUGCGUGCCGGAGGUGAUGAUGCCUCCCAGUGCUCGGGUACGGUUUGGACAGGUAGCGCCCGAUCCAACCGGUCCAAGGCCAGUCGAACCUCCUCUGUGAAGGCGGGUACUGUGUGGACUGCUGUCAACACAUCGAGCAAAAAGGCCGUUUCACAAUCCCGGCGUGAUGCUUCAGUUCCGAGUUCGCAAAGGGAUGAUUGCAUUGCUGGCCAUCGGUCCGGUCCAAGUUGUCUCAAGCGCGCUCGCGGUGCUGCCGUGACGGUAUGGUCCCGAGCCGUCUCUUCAGAUGCUUCCGUGCAUUCUCAAAUGCCUGCCUUGCCGGAGUGGGACGAUGAUGAUGCCCCGCGCCCUGAGCGUUUGCAUCAUGCCAACCGGGCCCUGCCUCAGUCUGCCCUCGUUAUGGCCCGUCGAAACCGCGGCCGAGCUUUCCCUGAUGGAGUUGCGAAAUGCAGGCUUUGUCCCUUCCGCCGCAAGUGUGCUGAUCCUGUGAAGGCUUAUGCGGCCUAUCAGCGGCAUUUCUUGGAUUCGCAUCCGGGGGAGAAGCUUGGACUCGCUCCUGCAUGCAAGGCUUCCUGUGUUCGUAACCUCGCUGAUGGCGAGGAGGCGCACUGGAGAUGCAAACGGUGCCAGGCAGGCAUCUCGACUGCUGAUGCGGCCCGCUUUGGCAAGGACUCCCUGUGGCGAUUUCGCCGGGAGCAUAAAACAAAGGCCCACCCGCGCGUCUCUUGGGCUGUGUGGAACAAGGAAGCGAAAUCACACUCGGCUACCAAAUGGGCCUCAAAGAUCAGUGUCACUCGUAACAAUGCCCAGAAGGCUAAGCUCCUGCCGGUGCUGCGCGAGCUUGAGGCUCAGGAUUUUGAUGCCUUCGGGUCAACGUUCCUGAAACGGCUGGCGUCGGCUAUUGCAACCAGUGGAAAGCGCAUGGCAGACAUGCAUGUGGCGGGGCUCUUUAAUUUGCGAUCUCUCCCUGCCGAUGAUUCUUCGCUUCCUGCGAGCUCCCGGAGUGCCACUGAUGAAACCAUCCUGGUUGUGGCCUUUUAUGGUCAGGCUGGCAAUGAGCCAGUUGCCCAGACACAAGUGGAUGAAGUCUUGGCGUGUGCGGUGACCUCGGGUUAUAGAUUUGUGGUUUUAGGCGACUACAACCUCGAGCCUUCCCAGGGCCGCUUAGGGUCGCUAAUUGCUCAAGGCACCGUUCUUGCUGGUGAUGAGUGUGCACGUGGCCGGCCUCUUCCUGCCACGGGCCCGGUCAAUGCCCAGGGAGUGCGCUCUCGUCGCAUCGAUUUCGCUGUUAACCACCGUGACCUGCCAGCGGUUUCAGUGGAUCACUUUCAGUGCGAUUGGUCGGACCAUUUGGGUGUGCACUACUCGUAUGCCCUUGCUGCCCCUCGCCCCUUGGUUGGGCCCAGGAGAUGCAAGCCUCGCGACGAUCUCCUGCCUUCUGACUUGGAGACCAGAUGUGCUCAAAUCGAUGCAGGACCGUUUGCGCUUGCUUUGGAACAUAAUGAUUUGGACGGUGCUUGGCGCUUCUUGUCGGACACUGCCGAGGCCCUUCUGUGUGAGCCGUGCUCUGCAGAGUGCGUCCCUCGUGCGUCUUCGUGGGAGCCUGUUACCUCCAGUGCUGCGGGACGGUCGGGCAAGCAGCCUGUUAAGUCGGAAAGCCUGCGCCUCUUGCUGCGACUCCGUGCGAGGCUUCAGGUUCUUUCCCACCGGACGAACGAUGCUUCGCUGGUGGCGCGAAUCAGGCGCUCACUCCGGUCCACGCGCUUGAAGGUGCCAAGCCUGCCUUAUGCCCGUGAUGGAGAUGAGCUCUCUCUUCUUCCACAUGUUGAACAGCUCAUCGAGACUUUCACGCAGCAGGAGGAGGAUGCUAGAAAGCAAAUGUGGCGCACCAGGACGCGUGCUGACCUGCCUCGUGCCCGGUCUUUUGUCAAGCGGCGCGCUGACGAGCAACUUGCUUGGGAGCGUCAGCUUCCGGAUGUUGCCAGUCCGGGCGACCCUGCACAUCCGGCGGUAGCGGUCGCAGCUGUGGCGAAGGAUCUGCGUGCGAAGCUCUGUCCCGCGUCCUUUCGGGCGGUUGACAUGCAAGCCAUGCGUGACCUGUUGCGGCCCUUGCCGCGCCCUGCUGGCUUGGAGGUUGUGCCUAACAUCACGCCUGAGGCUCUUCGACGGUCAAUGCAGUCCAUGCGGCACCGUGCUGCCGGACCGGAUGCGUGGAAACCUGGACUGCUAUGCUCCAUGCCUGAUCUUUGGUGGGUGUGGACCUCCCAGCUGUGGAAUCGGAUUUUGAAUGCCCAACUCUCCGACUGGAUAGGUUCGUGGAGGUCCCCGUCGGAUGCCGGCGGCAUCCCGGGCACGUCGGUGUCGGGUGCCCUGCUUCAGCUGAAUGCUGCAAUGCGCGGUGGCGCCAGUGUUGCGGUUCAACAGGACAUUGCGGGGUUCUUUGAUGCUAUCCAGUUUGAAGCCCUUGAGGUCCUCCUUUCUCAUCUGAAAGCGCCGCCUUUUCUUUGGCCGCUGCUGAAGGCCUUUUACACGCGAGCUUCGCGCAUCGUCCAAUUUGAUGGCGCAUACAGCGAUGCCUGGUUUAAGCCCCGCUUGGGUAUAGCUCAGGGUUGUCCCUUAAGUCCCACCCUAGCUGCCGCAUUCAGCCACCUUUGGACCUUGGCUGUGUUGAGGCAAGGGGUUUCAGGCCUGGUCUAUUUGGACGACCGUUCCUUCUGGACUUUUUCUGCGGAUCUCAGCGACCUGGAGCAUGCGAUUCAGCGCUCCAACCGAUUCGAUGCCACUUGCGGUCUAGAAAUAUCCUUGCCAAAGUGUGCGAUCGUGGCGCCAGAGGGUCAUGUUGAGGCUCCUGCUCUGGCUGCCCGAUUAAACUAUCAGUACUCGCAAACCCUUGAAGUAUUAGGUGUCUCUGUUUCCUUUAAUGAUGAAUGGGGCUUGCGGAAAUUUUCCUUGAGAAAAGCUUUGCUGCGCAUGGAUCUUUUGCGCUGGGUGACUGCUUGCAGUCGAUUGCGGGGCCUCAUGUUGAAAUCGCUUGUUUACCCGUGUUUGGUGUGGGCCGCUGCCUACGCUACGCCACUGGCAGGCGAGAUGAAACAAGUUAGAGAUGCUGCGAUUCGGGUAUUUGACUGUCAAUUUUCCUUUGAAGCCCCGCGCGUCCUGAUCUUCGAACAUGUGGGGUGGAUGCUGGAGCCGCAGUGUGCUGCUGACUCUGCUGUGCUCCGCGAGGCCUGGCGCCUUCUCUGCAAGCCUCCGGCUUUUGCCCUGGAGCAGCCGCGUGACGUCCGGCCAGCGCUGGGAUCAGCUGUUGCCUGCUGCCUGGAUCUUGAGCCUCCUUUGCGGGAUGCGCGCUUCAGCUUUCGUGGGCACCGUGUUGCCAUGCAUGAGGCGACCACUCCUUAUAUGCGACGGGCCGCUGCUGUCACGGGAGGCUCGUGCUGGUUCUUUACGGCCGGGCAGGGGUUGAACGAGCAGCGCCGGCGCAUGCAAUGCCUCUGCGGCGCUACUGCUCCGUCGCGACCGCAUGUGACCUGGGUUUGCGAGUGCACCGAGGCGCUCCGACGGGACCAUCCCCCGCCGACGACGCGAGCGGAGGAGCGCAUGUUUGCAAAGUCGACUCCCUUGAAGCCUCCGGCGCCUGCCUCCUCUGACGGUGGAGCUUUUCGGGCGGACUUAGAUACUGCUUUCCGUGCUGCGCUCGGUUCGGGCCGGAGCAGGAUUUAUGUGGCUACUGAUGGCUCCAGCCAUCGAUCUGUCGGAGCUUUUGCCGUGGUGAUUGGUGAUCCGUCUUGUGCCUAUGCCAUGGGUACUGGGGCAGAGGACCAAUCCCCGUAUCGGCAAGAAGUGCUGGCCCUCCAUGCGGCAUUUGAGUCGAUCCACCGGGUGUGGAGUGAGGGCUGCGAGAAGUGCAUCUUUCUCUUGACUGACUGCAAAGCUGCCAUGACGGCCAUCUCGGGCCAUGGUGAUGAUCCCUUUACUUUGGGUCUCUUGCUGAGGGACGCGUGCCGUCUCUGGAAGGAGCUGGAGAGGCCCUCGCCGGAUCAUGAUGCGGAUGUGCUCCGCGCCUUUAACGAUGCUGCAGAUCAGGCGGCUCGGGAUUGGGAGCUGACUACCAUCCGGCUUGCGGCAGCUGCUGCCGAGAAGCUGGACAAACAUGUGAAGAGUGACCUCGGACAGCAGCUGAGCGGUCUUCUCGAAGUCGCUCAGCCCCCAGACCGCCGGAAAUUCUGGAGUUUUGGGCUCAAGUGGGGCCUUGAUUGUGGGUGCUACCUACACUUAGGGCGAUCUUUGAAGCGAAUGCAUUGUGCUUUGAGUGAUGGUGCUUCUUUGUUGGGAAAAGAAGUGAAUGGGAAAGAAAAGAGCUGCUUCGGCAGCUGGGGCAAAGCGUCUGGCAAUGACCGAGAUGCGCAACCGUGGGUGGCUCAGCACCUGCAAAUGCUGAGCGCUUUCAUUGUUCGAGCACGUGGUUUUCAGCUUCAGCUGUUCCAGAAGGAUUUUGAUUUCUUGGCUCAACGUGGUGUGCCGAGAACUAUGGUGUGGAGCGCAGUAGGGGCCUUUGGCUUGUGGUCAGGGGCUUCAGUGGGGGCCAGCUCAGAUGGCACCAGUGGGGGCAGCAACUCUGCUGCCGUGGCAGAUCCUUGGCAGUCGGGGGUCGGUCUUGCAUCUGCCGAGGAUGAUUCUCAGGUGCAGCUCUCGAUGGGUGUUUGUCGAGAGGAUGCCCUUGCUAUUGCUGGGGCUGAAUGCCCUGCUCAGGGGCUCCCUUUGGCGAGUGAGCUUUGUGUGCAUGCUUCUGACACGCAGGCAAGUGCAACAUUUGGGCUUCACAUGAUUGAGGACACUUUCUCUGAGGAGUUUCUUUACUACGUGCCGCAGGCAAGUGCAGCAUUUGGGCUCCACUUGAUUGAGGACACUUUCUCUGAGGAAUUUCUUUACUACGCGCCGCAGCAGCAGCUUCUUCCCUCAGCGUCUGGUCUGGACCUUGGUGCUGGGCCAUGUGGGACGUCGACUUGCGCUGCUGAGAACCCCGUGUGUGACAUUCAAGAAAUCAACAAGACCCGUGAAAGGGCAAAGAGCCUGAGAGGCCUAGCUAGUGAUGAUUGUGAGUGUCAAGAAAUCAACAAGACCCGCGAAAGGGCAAAGAGCCUGAGAGGCCUAACUAGUGCCCAUUGUGAUGGUGAGUGCGAGCCUGACUGUAGGACGAAGAGCCUUUAUGGCUGUGUUCUUAGUGUUCUGUGGGAGCUCAGCGCUAUCAAGACCCGCAAAAGGGCAAAGAUUGAGACUGAGACCGGGGGUCUGGUGCCAGCUACUUGUGCUAGUGGUAGACAUGGCUCCCCGGAGCCCCCCUGUUCUUCCUCCUCGCAGUGCUGCUGCCAUGGCCUGGGCUCGCUGGCGGCUGGUGACGGUGGCGGCCAGUUCUUCAUCGCGCAGGGCAAGGACGCUGUGGUGCCGACGACCGUGCUGAGUGUGGUGCUGAAUGCCUUCAACAGGGUGCCUGCGACGCGCAGAGCGGGACCGCUGCAAACUCAGAGCGAUCUUGACGGUGUGCAACUGCAGGGGCCACUGGGUCAAGACAGGCCGAAAGCGCAAUUGCAAGGGUCUUUGGGUUCAGGCCGACCGCAAGGUCCGAGUAUAUCCCACUUGACCCCUAGCAACCUGAUGCCAACCUUUGUGUGUGAGACACAAUCUGCGAGUGCACCUGUCCCUCCGAGGAUGGGUGGUAACGUGCAAGUGCAAGGGAUCUUGGGUCAGGAUACCAGUGACGUGAUUGCCUCUGCCUGUGCAAGCACUCUUGUGACAAAGGACCAGGACUCUGCUGCUGCCUCGCGCUCCUGCCUGCCUGAGGGCUGCUCGGGCCCCACUGGCCUAAGGUUUGGAGGCGGCAACCCGUUUGAGGGCAUGAUGGCCAGCAUCACGGAACAGCUUAUGCCCAUGAUCACUGCGCUCAUUCAGAAAGCUGUGCAGGAAGCCAUUGCAAAUGCAAUGGGAGGUGCCCCGGCAACCCCUCCCCGUGUUGUGCAGGAACCGGACCUGGAGCGAGGGCCCAAACGCCAUAAGCCUGACCCUAACCCCAGCAACAAGCGAAAAAACCAUGAGUCGAGCCGCCAUCCUUCGUCUCGUGAGCCGGGCGAGGGCAAAGCAGCUGGUGGCAGAGGUGGUCAGCCUGGUGCUGCAAAGGGCUCGGCCAAGGGUGCUGCUAAAGGCAGUGCAGAGGCGUCCCCACCCAAGUCUGGACCUAAGGGCAAAGGGCAGGGCGACCGGCCUCCUCGUGAUGCUGAGGGCUGGACCAAGGUUCAGCGUGCUCCCCCGCAGGGCCCCUUCCAGCUCCGAAGGCAGGAUUGGAGCGCGCAGUUGUUGUCGCAGGAUGGCAUUGCCAAAGCAUUGGACGAACUUAAACCGGGUUCUACUCUGGAAGCUGUCAUUCUUGUCGAGCCCUCGGCGCUGCCGAGAAUUCGCACCAUGCUUGCAGGCACCAGCAAAUCCCAUAAAAUCACCCUUGUAACCUUGGACGCAAAUGGUCCUCACAAGGUCCCGGGAUGUGUGGGAGAUCUCCUCCGUUUUCGACGAGCCUCGAUUGCACAUUGCAAAUCUGACCCUGCUGAUGGUGGUGUCCCUUGCUUUGCGGGGCACAAGGCCAAGGCCAUUAAAGUUGUUCCUGCGUCCACUUCGGUCGUCUACUUUAAGGUGCCUGAGAUGUACAUGACGCCUGAUAAAUUCAAGCAUUGGAAGAACAACCCGAGUCGUGCUGCUUCUUCUUGGGCAAGCUCUCACCAAAUCACUUUGAGUGACACGUGGGGUUGGGUCGAGGAGCAGCAGGCUGGCAAGCAAGGACUGCAGUUGUUUGGCAUUGCUCGCCUCCUGGACUCCGAGUUGUCUUCUCUCGUUGCUGUCAGUGGCCGGGAUGGAGUUUUUGUUGAUGUGCCGCGCGGCAAGCUUGUCUCCACUGUGCAGUGGCUUGCUGUUACCAAGGGGGAAGCUCCGACUGCGUACCUUGAACGCGGCCUCCGCAUGAGUGCUCCUUAUGGCCUUGCCACCCAGGGCGGACGCAUUGGCGCCAGAUCGCCUAGGGAUCCCUCACAGGCUGUCCCGCGUGUUUGGAAUUUCCCUCAUGUGCCGGCUAGCUGGGGACAGAAGGAAGUGCUGCAGGUGCUGGACCAAUCCUUCAAGGAUGUGGCUUUGAUUCAGCAUAAGCGCACUGGCGCUGAGUACUUGUAUCGCUUCAGAGCUACGCUUAAACACGGCGAUCUUGAUCUGGUUCCUUUGAGUGCUAUCGUCGAGAGCGAGCCGGGGAAGGACAAUGAAAUCACGCUGUGGGCCACGGUUGCACCCUACAAGCCUAAGCAAGCUAAGCAGCGACCUCUGCGAUGUGCGCCGACUCCCUGUCUUGCCAAGGAGAAGCCUGCGUUGGAGCCCCAAUCCGUUAAAAUUCAGGUCCCCGCUGAACUGGAUGAUGACGGUAAGGAGGUGUCCCCUGCCAAACAUGUUGCGGCUUCGCAUCGGCAAAUCCCCUCGGGGUGUGAUCUCAUUGAGACUCCGAAAGACGGAGCCUGUUUGUUUCACGCCAUAGCGCGUGGCCUCCACUGGCUUUCGGGCCCUAAGAAAACCGAGCACUCCCACAGGGACUUGAGGGCGCGCUGUGUCGAGCACUUGCGAAAAUAUGCCUCGCAAUAUAUAGGGGAAUGGGACGGCCACGGGCCGGCUUUACAAAAAUUGCGCGAAAAUGCCGCAUCUCCGGAGGACGCCUUUGAGGAAUACCUCAAGUUAAUUGCUUCGGAAUCUGCAUACGCCUCUACCAUCGAGCUGAAGGCUCUCGGACGCUUAUUUGAUUGCCACAUCCUUGUGAUCCCACGCGAUGGGAAUUUUAGUGCGAUGUCGUUUCAUGCGCAGCAGCGCAAAAGGAGGCUGGUGUUAUGGUACACACCUCGGCACAUCGAGCUUCUUUUGCCCGCUAAGGAUGUUAAAGACUACCCUGAGGAGGUUUUUUCCGUUACGAGUGGUGCUGUCGUUGACUUGAGGGCUGGAGGGGAUGAUGCUUCCCAGUGCUCUGGUACUGUUUGGACUGCUUGCGCCCGAUCAAACCGAUCCAAGGCCAGCCGAUCAUCUUCUGUGAAGGCGGGCACUGUGUGGACUGCCACCAACGCGUCGAGCAGAAAGGCCGCUACGCAAUCCCGGCAUGUUGCUUCAGUUCCGAGUUCGCAAAGGGGCGAUUGUUUUGCUGUCCCCCGGUCUGGUUCCAGUUCUCUUAAGCGCGCUCGCGGUGCUGCUGCGACGGUCUGGUCCCGAGCCGUCUCUUCUGGUGCUUCCGUGCAUUCUCAAAUGCCUGCCUUGCCGGAGUGGGACGAUGAUGAUGCCCCGCAACCUGAGCGGUUGCAUCAUGCCAGCCGGGCCCUGCCUCAGUCUGCCCUUGUGAUGGCCCGUCGUAAUCGCGGCCGUGCCUUCCCUGAUGGAGUUGCCAAAUGCAGGCUUUGCCCCUUUCGCCGCAAGUGUGCUGAUCCUGUGAAGGCCUAUGCGGCCUAUCAGCGGCACUUCUUGGAUUCGCAUCCGGGGGAGAAGCUUGGGCUCGCUCCUGCCCGCCAGGCUUCCUGUGUUCGUGACCUCGCUGAUGGCGAGGAGGCGUACUGGAGAUGUAAACGGUGCCAGGCAGGCAUCUCGACUGCUGAUGCGGCCCGCUUUGGCAAGGACUCUUUGUGGCGCUUUCGCCGGGAGCAUAAAACAAAGGCCCACCCGCGCGUCUCUUGGGCUGUGUGGAACAAGGAAGCGAAAUCACACUCGGCCACCAAAUGGGCCUCAAAGAUCAGUGUCACUCGCAACAAUGCCCAGAAGGCUAAGCUCCUGCCGGUGCUGCGCGAGCUGGAGGCUCAGGACUUUGAUGCCUUCGGGUGGCCGCGCCAGGCCGGGAAGGACACCAAUACUGUUGAUAAGUAUCCCUUGCGCAUAUGCCCGGCUUGGGUGUGCCGCAAAUGCCGAGCGCCGUGCCCCUCUGCAGAGAUCGCUAGGAAGCAUCGUUCGGUCAAGGGACAGUGCCCUUCUCGCACUGCUAAGGCGAGGGCGUGGAUUCGGUUGCGCUCCCUUGCUGCCAAUAAGAAGCUUCAUGAUGCUGCUCCUGCCUCUGUUCGCAAAGAGCAAGGCGAGCUCGCCUUCGCUGCUGCUGAAAAGGCCUUGCGAGCCCCCAUGUCGUCGGUGUGA